AUGCGAGUAUCCGCUACACCCACGCAGCCCAAGCCCAAGCCAGCCUCAUUCUCGCUCGGUUGGACAGUCAUCCUCAGUCUUCUGGUUGCGGUUCUGGCGCAGCCUUUCGUCGCACUCCUCUUCUCCACCUCGGCUACUGGGCCAGCAACAAUGUCGAUGGCACGAGCAGUGUCGCGCGGAAUCGCCAAGAAGGUGCGCAGCAUCGAGACGGCCGAAGGAGCGGGGGCGGUGGUGAGGCGCUCGAUCGGCACGCCGGCGCUGCGCAACAUCUCGCCGUUCCUCAUGCUGGACCACUUUCGCAUCACCGAAGGCGCUGGAUUCCCCGACCACCCGCAUAGAGGUCAAAUUACCCUCACCUACAUUCUGGAAGGCCAAUCGCAGCACGAAGACUUUGCAGGCCAUGCCGGUACGAUUGGUCCGGGGGAUGUGCAGUGGAUGAAUGCGGGGCACGGGAUCAUGCAUGCCGAGAUGCCCAUCCACCGCGACGCGAGCGGAAACAAGCUUCCCGAUCCCGUCGGACUGCAGCUGUGGGUAGAUCUGCCCAAGGAAGCCAAGAAGGAACCGCCAAGCUACCAGGAGUACCGCUCAGCCGCUAUUCCCACCGCAAAAGUCGCGGGGGACCAGGAUGAAGAGGGCUUCGAAGUCAAGGUAGUUGUUGGCGAGUCGCACGGUGUCGAGUCGCCCAUCAAGCUGCCCAAGAACGGCGGCAUGACGUUCCUCGACAUCACACUCGAUGCUGCGGGCACAGUGUUCCAGAAGCUCGACCCGCGAUACAACGCCUUCAUCUACACGCUCGAGGGUAUGGUGGUGGUGGGCGAUUCCACGCCCGUCGAUGCUCCCGCCCGCGCGGCGUUUGGUGGAGGAACGGAGGCGGUGGAGGGCGAAAAGAUCGAGCCGUUCCAUACUCUCGUCCUCACCCAGCGCGGAGAAGAGGGAGUAAGGAUCAGAAAUGCGGGAGAGGGAAAGGCAAGGUUGGUGCUGGUGGCGGGCGAACCGCUGGAUCAGCAAGUGGUCCAGUACGGACCGUUUGUCAUGACGAGUAGGAACGAGAUCCAGCAGACGCUCAUCGACUUUCAAACCGGCAGCAACGGGUUCGAGCGCGCCCCCGGCUGGAGGUCCAAGAUCGGUGCCCACAUGACCUAG
Moesziomyces aphidis is the source of this 1143-nucleotide messenger RNA. The record is from the annotation of a GenBank genome assembly. NCBI's taxonomy places the organism in Eukaryota, Fungi, Basidiomycota, Ustilaginomycetes, Ustilaginales, Ustilaginaceae.